Molecule: messenger RNA, 2130 nt
Organism: Cyclocybe aegerita
Lineage: Eukaryota; Fungi; Basidiomycota; Agaricomycetes; Agaricales; Hemipholiotaceae
Source: the annotation of a GenBank genome assembly
AUGUCCUUCAAAAUCGCCUCCGCGACAGCAGCAGCAGCAGCGGCCGCGACGACUACUGCGCCUCCAGCAGAGGAAGAAGAGUACUAUUCGUCAUGGUCGCUCUUCCUCGUGUGCAUAUUACUCAUCUUGUCUCUGUUGACCUCGUAUUACCUUCAAAUCAAACGGAUACGAGCGGUGCAUGAGACGCUGGUGUCGAUCUUUGCCGGGAUGUUGGUAGGGCUAGUCGUCAGGCUUGCCCCCGGAACGAUGAUUCGGGAUAUGCUGACAUUCAAACAUACGCUCUUCUUCAACUUGCUUCUACCGCCGAUCAUCCUGGCUUCGGGUUAUGAAUUAAAGCAGGAAAACUUUUUCCGCAACUUUGGCUCUAUCCUCACAUUCGCCUUCGCAGGCACAUUUAUUUCAGCAAUUGGCGUAGGCAUCUUGGUCUUCAUCUACUCGUAUCUCGGGAUAGACACGGACAGGCUAUCACUAAUUGAAUGCCUCACCUUCGGUUCAACUCUGUCAGCUACGGAUCCAGUCACUAUUUUGGCUAUAUUCAAUCAGUACAAGGUCGACCCGAAGCUUUACACUAUUAUUUUCGGAGAGAGUUUGUUGAACGAUGCUGUCAGUAUUGUCAUGUACGAAACCUUGAGCCAUUUCCAUGGAACUGAGGUCUAUGUGUCUUCGAUCUUCCAUGGAAUUGGGAUUUUCUUGCUUUCGUUCAGCGUCUCAAUGGCACUGGGCGUUGCAUUUGGACUUGCGACCUCCCUCAUGCUCAAACACUCGUAUCUGCACCUCUACCCCUCCAUCGAGUCCUGCCUUGUCGCCCUGUGCGCCUACACAUGUUAUUUCUUCUCCAACGGCCUCUCCAUGUCCGGCAUCGUCUCUCUCCUCUUUUGUGGCAUCACCCUGAAGCAUUACGCCUACCACACAAUGUCUCGCCGGACCCAGAGAGCCACAAAAUACAUCUUCUCGACGCUCUCUCAGCUGUCGGAGAACUUCAUCUUCGUCUACCUCGGUUUGUCGCUUUUCACCAGCGCGCCAGUGUCAGAACCCGUGUUCAGCUAUGUCAAGCCCGUCUUCAUCCUCAUCACUACCAUUGCCGUCAUUUUCACUCGAUACGCGGCUGUCUUCCCCUUGUCUGAGCUAAUCAAUCUAUUCCUUCGACACGCUAGGGGUCAAAGACAGGAAGAGCUGCCGCAUUCGUAUCAGAUGAUGUUGUUUUGGGCAGGACUGAGAGGAGCUGUGGGCGUUGCUCUCGCUGCAGGCUUCAAAGGCCCUAACGCGCAGAUGAUGCGGACAACGGUGCUCAUCGUGGUAGUGUUGACGGUGAUCGCCUUCGGAGGCACGACGGCGAGGAUGCUUGAGGUACUAGGCAUCCGGACAGGUGUGGAGGACGAUGCUGGAGUGAGCAGCGAUGAAGACGAACCAAUGCCACCACCAACGAGGAAUGCGUGGGUUGGCCGGGGUGGUACCGGUGGGCGAUGGAAUCGGCUGGAAGAGGAGUCCAGUGCUCUAACAGGUGGACGACUCACAGGAGCAGGCCGCAUCGGCACACACUACGCCACGUCGCGUUUGUACAACCACCACGCGCAGAACUACGGACCGAACCAACCACCUAUCUCUCCCGCCAACAACGCCUUCUCAACAGCGUCCUCGGACUCGUACGACUCUGACGGCGAGGUUCUUCCACUCGCGCCUACAGCGAUCGACAACCUCAACAAUAACGACGCCAGUGCGAACACUUCGCACCCGCCACCGCCGAACAGCUUAGGUGCUGGUGUGGGCGAGGACGGAAAAUGGUUCCAGGCUCUCGACGAGCGGUACCUCCUACCCAUCUUCUCCAACGCAACUGCAAGUCGGACGUUCCAUGCGCGCCGGGCACGACGGGGUGCACCUGGGCUGGGCGACGGUGGUAUUGGGAGCAACACGGGUAGUAAUGCUGGCAGUGGAGUGGGCACCCCAGCAGAUAGUGAAGACGAGGGCGAGGGAGCGAAUGCCGAUCUUGGCAUAGGGCAGGGACAGCGGGCAGGGAGCAGACCACAUCUCACCUUUGGGCGGAACAUGUCGUUGGAUGAGAGCAGGUCAGAGAGAGGCCUUCCGAGUCCUGUGCUGAGAAGUAAUAAUGGGUUGGGAGAUCGGCACUCAUAG